AUUGUGGGGUUCCUUGAAAUGUUUGCAAUUUUCCCCAAUAGCAUGUUUCUUUUUCAUCAUGAAUGAAGUGCAGCCAACCGACUAGCUCUCCUAUGCUCUCCCUGAAACUCAGAUCCAGUUCUGUUUGUAGAAAACAAGCCAGUCUAUGGUCAUCAGACCCUACAUGUACCCAAUUCUCAUCUAAAGAAAAGUGAUCCUUCUUCACUCCCUGCAGACUCUGGUACCUGUGAGUGUCUGUCAGUCAAGCCCUAGGAACUAAUGAGUUCAGUGCCUCUUCUAGCCUCAUCAGCAUCACACUUCUACGGCUUGGGAUUUGGGUGCCUGCCUUCCAAUGGACAUCGUUAUCCACAAAAGAGAGAAAGCUGGACACACAUACCAAAAAGGAGAUGACCUGCUGGUUGGUGUGCCGAAGGAAGCCACAGUUCUUGGGACCAUCCAGAUACUAUGUGCCCUGAUGAUUGCAGGCUUGGGGGUCAUUUUGGUGUCAGUUUCCUACUCUCCCUACUUCAACCCAGCAGCCUCCACCACUUUGAUGUCCGGGUACCCAUUUGUUGGAUCCCUGUGUUUUGCCAUUGCUGGAUCUCUCUCAAUUAUCUCUGGGAAAACCUCAGUCAAACCCUUUGCACUGAGAAGUCUGGCCUCCAAUGCUGCAAGCUCUGUUGUUGCUGCAGCUGGCCUCUUCCUCCUCACCCACGGCCUCAUCACCCUGGGGACUGCCUCUCCACACUGUAAUUCAGAAAAGAAAUUUCUGUCCUUAUUACCUUCUCCGGAAUCCCACCAUUGGAUGAAUGAAGACAAGAACUGUCUCCUUGCUGAUGUCAGUGUCAUGAGUGGGCUGGUGGUGAUGCUCAUCUUCACUGUGCUGGAGCUUUUGCUAGCUGUCUACAGUUCUGUCUUUUGGUGGAAGCGAGUCUACUUCAACAAGCCUAUGGUAAGCAAAAUGCAUUUUUUCAUGUGUGAGUCACAAGAUCAUACACAACUUAUCAAAAGCAGUUUGUUGAGGCCAUGA
This is a messenger RNA of Peromyscus californicus insignis, 1009 nucleotides long. RefSeq names its product membrane spanning 4-domains A7 (gene Ms4a7). Bases 332 to 1009 code for a protein of 225 amino acids. NCBI's taxonomy places the organism in Eukaryota, Metazoa, Chordata, Mammalia, Rodentia, Cricetidae. Gene Ontology annotation, cellular component: trans-Golgi network; plasma membrane. The transcript is spliced from 6 exons. Gene Ontology annotation, biological process: cell surface receptor signaling pathway. The record is from RefSeq and is a predicted model, not a curated record.